UUGACAUGCUGGCAUUUUUAGGUUGGAGGAGGGAGGCUUGACCCUUAGCCGUUGUGGCACAGCCGACUGGAACAAAGACCCUGGUGUUUUUAUUGAAGUUCAACAGACACCAGGACGGCCAAAUCAGUGCUUAUGGCCAGCAACCUGCCCUCAUAAUGUUGUCAUUCCGGAGGGCACUACCACGCCUCUCUACCCUUCUGAAUUGGACCCGCAGAGCCAGCAUGACUUUGUGCUGAGCGAGGUGAACGCUGACACUCCUGGUGCGGCAGAGGACAUGGAGUUCAUCGAGAUCUGGCACCCGUCAGGGAGGCGGGCGUCCCUGGAGGGGGUGUGGCUGCUGCUCUUCAACGGCCAAAACAGCAAGCCCUAUUGGAAGACCAGCCUCACCGGCUACUUCACAAACGCUCAGGGCUUCUUCCUCCUGGGCAGCGACAAAGUCACCCCGACCCCCUCCAUACUACUGCCCCGCAACACCAUCCAAAACGGGCCCGACGCCGUGGCCCUGUACCGCAGACCCUACGGGUCACCCUUAGCCACGGAGGCCGGGAUCCCCACCCGAGGCCUGUUGGAUGCCAUCGUUUACCGGCCUCCGAGCUCCGACAAGGAGGCGCGGGACCUGAGCGACGCCUUUAUCCCUGGCCAGAUCCCCCUGCUGGAGGACCCCACCGCUCUCCCAGGGGACGAGACCCUCAGCCGUUGCAACAGCCUGCAGGCUGCAGACAUGUCAGCUUUCGUGGUGACAUCACCAACCCCCCUGGGGAAGAAUUUCUGUCCCCAGCCUCCCACUCUGGCUCCUCCCCCCAAGGGUGUCGUCAUCAAUGAGGUGGGCAGUGCCCAGUGGACCAAUGGCAGUCAGCAGGAGAGCUUUGUUGAGCUGUUUGCAGCUCCUCUGACCGGGCUACAAAGCCUGGUGUUGGUUGUUUUUGAGCAGGGCCACAGCCAAGCCACCCUGGCGCUCCCUCUGACAGGGAAGACCGACCAAGAUGGAUACUACCUCAUCGGGAACAUCACUGGAGCUGACCAGUCCUUACCACUGGGGCUCAGCGGCACAGGCGUGCCAGCCCGUGGAGCUGUGGCGCUGUGUCACGGCACUGCCAGGUCCUGCACAGCCGAGGGGCCAGCGUUGAGCCACAGUAUGCUGGACACUGUGGUGUUCAGCGAGGACUCUCACCUGCUCAGCACUUUGGCGGCCAGCAGAGGGCAGCAGGUCAUGCCCAAUCUCAGGUCGGUGACGGGGCCGGCGUCCCUCAGCCGCUGCGCUUGCUGCGAGGCGAGGAGCCCCCAGGCCUGGACCGCCUCUUCUCAGACCCCCCGCCGCCCCAACCUCUGCCCCAGCGCGGCCUUCUCCGGCAGCAUCGACCUCUGCCUCGGGCCUCCCACCGGCGACGCGGAGCUGCGCCUGCCAAACUGCAGUGGAUGGAGGCAGGAGGGUGGCGGCAGGCAGGAGAUGGAGGUGGCGCUGUACCUGGAGGAUCAGUGUCACUGUGGGAUCUCUGCCCUUAACCUAGCAGGGGCCAACUUCUCCUGCGUAGCGGGCUGGCUGCGAGUGCACGGAAGCAUCCGGGCUCUGUCAGACCGCCAGAGGGACCUGAUCGAGCAGACGUCCCGCGAGCAGCGCUCCCGCGUGCUGGGAGACUCCUGUUCCAAUUCCAUCUCUGACAAGUCUGUGGGAGCAGAGUCUGGAAUUGUGUGGCAAAUAUGUCUGGCAGUGGUGGUGCUGUUGCUGUUGGUGUUGGGCGUGGCCCUGUUUACAUACUUCUACAGAAGGAGGCAUUCGCUGAACUAUUUCUCCAUGGAGCUGAGUGAACACACAGAGGGGCCUGGGGAAAUCUAGCCCUGCUCAGGUACCAGCUCUGUUUCAGGUCUGCUGCCCUUCUGCAGUGGCGCUUUUGGACGGUGGCCACUGGCCAUGGAGUAGGAUGGGAAGGGAAGAUACUGUUAGUAGCUAUUUCCUGUGCAUCUCUGUAACCCCACUUUCAUCUGUCCUCUAAUGUCACAGUCAGUGUUGCACUUGGCAACAGUGUUGUCGUGUACUUCAAGUAUUAGCAGGAAGAAGAUGCUGCUUUAAAGCUGGUAUUAUUUUAUUUUGUAUUGUGUGGAAAUGUUAGUCUCUCUUUGGUCUUUGAUGCAUUCGGUAAACAAUCAGGUAAUCUCAGUUGCUGUUUCAAAUUCAGUUUGGUUGCAAUCAAACUCUAUCAUGUUAUUUAGAAGCUUAGAUAUGGGUUUUGUGUAGAAGUGAAUGGAAUAGCAGGAUCAAAAUGAAAUGUUAAUUUAAGGGUAUGGAUUUUUUCUAAAGUAAAUAUUGUACAUAGACUUGUUAUUUUUAAGGGGCUUUCAUAAGUGCACUAAUGUGAGAAUGUUUUCUGCAUUGUUGCAGUUUUACUGCAUUACCUUUCAUGAUUCAUAAAACAGCUCAAGUACUUCAAAUGGCAAUUUGAAAACCAUGUAGAAUACACACUAUAUAACAUUACAGCCACUUAGCUGAUGCUCUUAUCCAAGCCAACUUAGUUUUCUUUUUUUUAAACAUAGUAUCCAUUUAUAAAGCUGGAUAUAUAGGGAAGCAAUGCAGGUUAAGUGCCUUGCUCAAGGGUACAAUGGCAGUGUCCUACCUGGGAAUCAAACCCGCAAGCUUUAGGUUAACGGGCCUGUGGCUUAACCAUUAUAAUAUACUGCUGCCGUAAUAAUACACAAAAUUAUGACUUUAGUUAGGUAACUUCAUUAAAACACAUGCAUUUCAUUUUUAGGACAAUGUACUACAUUGUUCAUUUCAAUGUGGACUAUUUUCAGUAUUUUUUUGUCCACAUAUUGAAAAAAAGCUAUUUUAAAUUUAUAAAGUCAUUUUCAAACGUACAAAGGCCAAGUUUUUCAUAAUGGUAAAUUAGGCUGACUAAAGCAACAUUAUGUUUCUGUGACUUAUUUUAAUUUUCUGGACAACAAUGGAGUUUGUCUUGCGGUAUAUCUGAGUUAGCUAGAUGACAGUAAUUGUUUGUAGGAUAAAUUCACUGAAAGUUAGGUGGACACAUUGGUUUUGGUUUUUUCAUAGGAUGUAUUGAUUAUACUGAAAAAACGAAAAUUACUGAUGUUAUCCUUUAAGGUGCUUUCAUCUAUUUUUUUUUUUAAUUAAUUAAAUUAUCUGAAACUUAGUGAUUGGAAUUCAUAUAAAACAUGGGCCAGGUGCCUUGUAAGCAUUAAGUCAGUUAAUUUCGAGUACGUAUUCAUUACGUCAUAUCACAGUUGAUGUCUGUGAUAGUGAGUGGCUCGCUUCUGAAGUAUGGGUGCCACAUUCCAGUCCUGCAGAGCUGCAGUGUCUACUGGUUUUUGAUGAGUUUCAGCACCAGUGAUUCAUUUCAGUUGUUGAUUCAAAACAGCAUGUUCUCUAGGCUCUAAUUGGUUGCUGAUUUGAGGAAACUGUAAAUAUUUGCAGACACUGCGGCCCUCCAGGUCUGGAGUUGACAUCCUUGUUUUAAACAUUUUGACCAUUUACUUCAGAUGUACAGAGCAGGGCUGUCCAGUCCUAUCCAAAUACGGUGUGAGUACAGAGCAGGGCUGUCCAAACCUUUUGCUCUAUUUUCUUAGGGUAUACCAGCCCCUGGUGCAGGUGGGGUACCAUACAAAUUCUCAACCAAUCUCUCAUGGUCUGUUCCAUGACCUACAAAUUGGGGAAGUUCUCCUGGCUGUUGCUGCAGUCAGAACGUGGUUUUCGUUUCUUGUAUUCCUUUUUUUUAACAUGUAAUUCUUUGCACAGACUUGAAAAACAAUCUGAAUUUUAAAAAAAUGUUAAACAUCAAUUAAUUAAUAUUAAAGAUGCGAUGGGGAAUUAUAUGUGUCAUUAAGAAUUUGUGUAAAUGUAUGGUAUUUCAGAAUUUUGAAACUGUAUUGUUUAUUGAAUAAAGAACCUUAUUUUUCAUAAGAAUGUUUUAGCAAUGGUAAAACAGCUGUCAUCCUAAGUUAUAAAGCUGUUUAAGACAUGAGUUAUGUUCUCCAGUAGAGAUGAUAUUUUACUGACUGAGAUCAUGUACAUUUAUAAUGCUAGAUCAGAAACCACUUAUCAAGGCCAUACAAGAAUGAUUUAUGCAUUGAAAUGAAGUAUAAUUACUUAGCGAUGUUCACUGUUUACUUAAUCAUGAAAACAGAUUUUAUUUUUCAAAUAAAAUGAUAUUUCCCAA
Molecule: messenger RNA, 4166 nt
Organism: Anguilla rostrata (American eel)
Lineage: Eukaryota; Metazoa; Chordata; Actinopteri; Anguilliformes; Anguillidae
Exons: 9
Coding region: 275-1834 (519 amino acids)
Source: RefSeq, a predicted model, not a curated record